AUGGGCCCCACUCUCCCCCCACAAAGGAAAGGUCGCCUCCCAGGAUACAAUAGGGAAAUGCUCCUAGAACUUCAAAAGCAAUUUGAUGAGCUUGAAUCUUGUGGAGUUUUUUCAAAGCCUGAGAAGGUUAGUGUCAGCGUCGAAUACCUGAAUCUCUACUUUGUCCAAAAGCCAAAUGGUGGGAAGCGUCUUGUAACAUCAUUUGGUGAAGUGGCCCGUUAUAGCAAACCUCAACCUUCACUGAUGCCGAACAUUGAGGACGUCUUACGAGACAUUGGGAAGUGGACUUACAUUAUCAAGUCUGACUUGUUAAAGGCUUUUUACCAAAUUCCUCUGUCACACCAGUCAGUGAAGUACUGUGGAGUUGUUACUCCCUUCAAGAGCAUGCGUGUGUAUACUUGGUGUGCCAUGGGCAUGCCCGGAUCCGAGACUUGCCUUGAGGAGUUGACGUGCCGUGUGUUGGGUCAUCUGAUUGAAGAAGGCCGUGUCAUCAAGCUAGCCGAUGACCUGUUUUGCGGAGGGGCUACUUCUGAUGAAGCUUUUUACAACUGGGAACAAGUGCUACACGCCCUAAAAGAGAAUAACCUCCAACUAACAUCUUCCAAGAUAGUUAUCUGCCCAAAGUCUACAACGAUCCUCGGUUGGAUUUGGUCCCAAGGAACCCUUUCUGCAAGUCAACAUCGGGUAACAGCACUAUCAUCAGUCACUCCUCCAUCAACUGUUCAGGGUUUGCAUUCUUUCAUUGGUGCCUUCAAAGUGCAGGCUGUGGCUGGAAAACAGUCCCAAGACAAGAUAAAAUGGUCUGAUAGCCUCACUCAAGCAUUCGUUAAGGCCCAGUCAACUCUUAAGGACUGCAGAACGAUUACCUUUCCUCGUCCAACAGACAGUCUUUGGAUAGUAACGGAUGCAUCUCUCAAAUUGGAUGGAUUAGCUGCGACAUUGUAUGCCAAACGACAAGACAAACUGCUCCUUUCAGGCUUCUUCAACGCAAAACUGAAAAAGAAUCAGAAAAAUUGGCUGCCAUGUGAAAUUGAGGCUUUGGCUAUUGGAGCAGCUGUGAAACACUUCUCUCCUGUCAUCUUCUAG
Messenger RNA from Haliotis rufescens (red abalone), 1086 nucleotides. RefSeq lists its product as uncharacterized. The record is from RefSeq and is a predicted model, not a curated record. NCBI's taxonomy places the organism in Eukaryota, Metazoa, Mollusca, Gastropoda, Lepetellida, Haliotidae. The coding region runs from base 1 to 1086 and encodes 361 amino acids. The transcript has a single exon.